CAGCCGGAGACGCCGGGCUGGGCGGAUGAAGCUGGAGCGUAGCUGUGUCUAGGGCAGGCGAGAGCCCCGAAGCCACCUGCGGAAAAAGAUGCCUGCCUUCAACCGAUCGUGUGUCCUGGCUUCCCUCUUGCUCAUCUACGGGGUCAGCGUCUGCUUCCCCGUGUGUGUGGAAGUGCCCUCGGAGACGGAGGCUGUCCAGGGCACCCCCAUGAAGCUGCGCUGCAUCUCCUGCAUGAAGAGGGAGGAGGUGGAGGCCACCACGGUGGUGGAAUGGUUCUACAGGCCCGAGGGCGGCAAAGACUUCCUUAUCUACGAGUACCGAAAUGGCCACCAGGAGGUAGAGAGCCCCUUCCAGGGACGUCUGCAGUGGAACGGGAGCAAGGACCUGCAGGAUGUGUCCAUCACCGUGCUCAAUGUCACUCUGAAUGACUCCGGCCUCUACACCUGUAACGUGUCCCGAGAGUUUGAGUUUGAGGCGCACCGGCCCUUCGUGAAGACGACGCGGCUGAUUCCCCUCCGAGUCACCGAGGAGGCUGGAGAGGACUUCACCUCCGUGGUCUCAGAGAUCAUGAUGUACAUCCUUCUGGUCUUCCUCACCCUGUGGCUGCUCAUAGAGAUGGUUUAUUGCUACAGAAAGGUUUCAAAGGCCGAAGAGGCAGCACAAGAAAACGCGUCUGACUACCUUGCCAUCCCUUCAGAGAACAAGGAGAACUCUGCGGUCCCAGUGGAGGAAUAGAACAGAAGCGGUACGACAGAGGUGGCCUGAACACUGAGGGACUGAAUAGCCCAGGUUCAGUGAUGGCAACAGCAUCAUGAGGGUACCCCAAGGGUCCCAUCACUUCUCUUCCUGCAUCCAUCUUUCUCUUCAUUUGCCCACACAUCCACCCACCUGUGAGCUUUCACCUCUGACAUGAAACCAUCAUAACUCCAUCAGAUCUCUACGCAUCCUGAGAUUUGGCCAGAACUGAGGAGCCAACAUUUCUACACAGACUCAACCUCUCCCUGUCCUAGCUUUCAAGCAAGCAACUCCUGUGCCAGCUGGAUUUCUCCCCCUGAGCUUCCAAUGACUUUGUGCAAGUGCUAGAGGUAGUACUUGCCUCUUCCCCUAACUGGCUGGAACUGACUCGUUCUCCAUUGCUGCAAGAGAAUGGAUGUCUACGUGGAAGGAAGCAGGACUGAUUAGUUUGGAUUAAAGCAAACACAUGUCAUAAACUUGGAUUUCUUGAAGUCAGUGUUUCCAAGUUCAUGGCCCUCUGGGCUAGAGCACCAGAAAGAAGCAUCUCUCUCUUUAGGUUCCCUAGAUCCUUAUGCAUGGACUCAAAUGCUCUCUGGAGCUUAGUUUUCCAGGGCUAGAGCCUGACAGGUCUCUGAGGCCUGGGUUGGACUCAGUCCUUUCAAGGAGCCAAAGACAGGAGUCUGGGGAGGG
Lepus europaeus (European hare) is the source of this 1426-nucleotide messenger RNA. RefSeq names its product sodium voltage-gated channel beta subunit 3 (gene SCN3B). Bases 89 to 736 code for a protein of 215 amino acids. The record is from RefSeq and is a predicted model, not a curated record. Gene Ontology annotation, molecular function: sodium channel regulator activity. Gene Ontology annotation, biological process: sodium ion transport; regulation of heart rate by cardiac conduction; ventricular cardiac muscle cell action potential. The transcript has 7 exons. Lineage: Eukaryota; Metazoa; Chordata; Mammalia; Lagomorpha; Leporidae. Gene Ontology annotation, cellular component: voltage-gated sodium channel complex.